UAAAGUUCCAUGAUUGCAAAACCAGGCGAGCGUUUCCUUUUAAAAGGAAACUUUAUUUCCUGUUAAGUCCAAGAAAAACCGAAUCGUCCAACAAAACUGGAGAAAAACCAGGUUUCACAACAAAAUUAUUCCCUGUGAAGUUAGUUGUUAGAGAAAAAUCUCUAUUUAAAGUUAUUAGUAACCCUAACAGUUUAAAAUAACUACUAAGAAAACCUGAAAAUAAAUUCCACAGGAUGAAAAUAAUAUUGACUUAAAGCAAAAAUCAUCUUGGCACUAUCACCACAAUGGCUAAAGUUGUACACUUGUUUCUCCUGUCAGUGAUUUUUGCUAUUCUAGCGGUUACUACAAAUUACAGAGGUAUGUACAAAAUGGACCAUAUGUCAGAAUGCUCGCGAUUCUGUGCUGUCGUCAUAUGGGACAUAAAUACCGAUGACACGGAUAUACGAUUCAUCUAUCACAAACGCUUUUUAUACGCAUUAAUAUCUAAAAUGCCGGAGGGUUCAUACAUAAUUUUGAAAACAACAGACGAUCUUAACACCGAGCUCAUAUUUAAAAAGGACUUCAGAUGGACAGAACAGCUACAUGGAAUAAAGUUUUCAUUUAGUAAUAAUAAGGCAGCAAUUCCGCACUCGUUGCUUCAAAAGACCGUUGAAACUUCUCUUGAUUGGAAUGAAACAGCUGACAUGGAUAUACAGUUAUUUUUAUUAUUAAAUGAUAUAUCACAUUUCGACGACGAGAAGAAAGCUGGUGAAGCUCUAACGAUAGUAAACACGUUCGUUGUAUUUACUGGAAAGAUACAACCGCAAAGUGUUUUCACUGAUUUGGCUUCAGACGAACAACACGUGUAUGGUCCUAUAACUGGCGACACAAAUGAUAACAUAUUCCGUUAUUAGACAAACCACUUCCUGGAUUUAUCUU
Mercenaria mercenaria is the source of this 918-nucleotide messenger RNA. RefSeq lists its product as uncharacterized. The record is from RefSeq and is a predicted model, not a curated record. The coding region runs from base 285 to 893 and encodes 202 amino acids. The transcript has 3 exons. NCBI's taxonomy places the organism in Eukaryota, Metazoa, Mollusca, Bivalvia, Venerida, Veneridae.